CCUGUCUCUCUGCCUUCCCCUGUAUCUUUAAUCUGUCUCUCCCUCCCUCAUUCCUCCCAUCCUCUCCCACAGCAUGACGGACCAGAGCACCGCUCAGCGGUUCCACCACCUGACAGCGGAGCAGGUGGAGGUCCUGGAUCAGGUUCUGUCCGAAGUGGUUCCCAUCCACGGCCGUGGAAAUUUCCCCACCCUGGAGCUGCGGCCCCGUGACAUCAUUGCGGCGGUCCGCACCCGGCUACAGACGCAGGGCAUCACCGUGAGGGACGUACGUCUAAAUGGAUCCACUGCCAGCCAUGUUCUGGUCCAAGACAACGGGACCAGCUACAAAGACCUGGACAUCAUCUUUGGUGUGGAGCUUCCGAGGCAGGAAGACUUCCAGGUGAUAAAGGAAACAGUGAUGGGCUGCCUGCUGGACUGUCUACCUGCAGGGGUGAACAGAGAGAGGAUCAGCAGCUCCACCAUGAAGGAGGCCUAUGUCCAGAAGAUGGUCAAGGUCUUCACCGAACACGACCGCUGGAGCCUCAUCUCCCUCUCCAACAACAGCGGCAAGAACCUGGAACUCAAGUUUGUGAGCAUGCUCAGGCGGCAGUUUGAGUUCAGCGUGGACUCAUUUCAGAUCAUCUUGGACCGCAUGCUGGAAUGCUACCUGCUGGAGGAGGAGUCACUGCAGGCAGUCCUGGCAGAGAGCAUGUAUGGGGACUUUGAGGCCGCCAUGGAUCACCUGAGGUACCGGCUGAUUGCCACACGGAACCCGGAGGAGAUCCGGGGUGGGGGUCUGCUCAAGUACAGCAACCUGCUGGUGAGGGACUACCGCCCAGCCAGCGAGACCCAGAUCAAGACCCUGGAGCGCUACAUGUGUUCGCGCUUCUUCAUCGACUUCCCUGACGUGCAGGAACAGCAGAGGAAGAUCCUGUCCUACUUGAGGAAUCACUUCAUCGGCGAGGAGCGGAGCAAAUAUCAGUACCUGAUGACCCUGCGACGCGUCGUCGACGACAGUACGGUGUGCCUGAUGGGACACGAGAGGCGGCAGACGCUCAACAUGAUCACGGUGCUGGCACUUAGGGUUCUGGGAGAACAGAACAUUAUCCCCAACACGGACCAUGUGACCUGCUAUUACCAGCCCGCGCCAUACCUGGCCGAGCACAGCGCCUCCUACAUUGCCGAGCCAGGCUACUGCAGCUACUAUAUACCACAGGGAGGUUCGACCCUUCUGUACCAGCCCUACCCUUUACAUCUACACACACAGACUGGCCUGGUCUAGCAAAGGACACACUGUGUAAAAACCACCAACACUGACCUAGACCUAGACCAACACUGAUAUAUCAUGUAGGUCUCUCUCCACACACACAUAGCAGCUCCACUUCUGUUUGAGGUCUGUGGUAUGAUUAGAGGUAAUUAUCCACCCUUUGUGGCAAAAUAAUAAUUCUCCUGAUAUUGAAGACAUUCUGUGAUGAAUGUAUGAGUCACACCUUGGCUCCCAGUCUCCCAGGGAAACGGGUGAACAGAUGACACACAAGCACAGGCAGGGAGAGAUACACACACACACACACACAGUGUUUCUCGGCUACACAGUCGAAUGCACCCAUACUGUGCGCACACACACACAAAGCUCUAUCUCUUCCAGACUCAAGAAUCCUCGUGCAUUAUUUCCAUGUUCUUAUUGUGUUGUUCUAAACAAGUUUGUUCUGAGUGCGAAAGUGGCCUGUUGUUGGAUCUUUCAAUAUUUUGCAUGGGUAACGAGGACUGUUUCUCCCCACUGCCAAAUACUAUGUGAGGACUUAGCUCCCAAAUCUUAGCUAAAGGGGUGUGUGUAGCUGGAUUAGUGUUUGUGAAAUGCAAAGAGAUGAAGAAGAUAAUUAUAUACAAUAUUAAUCUACCAGAGGGGGCGCCGCAUGAGCUGCCCAAGAAGGUUAAUGGCAUUUAGUGUUGCACACAUAGACACAGACACACACUCACACACACACACGGUUUUUGCCAUUCAUACAUUAUAACAUGCACAUCCAUAAUUUAAACAACCAGAAACAGGUUCAGAAGCUUUUUUAUAACGUAGUCAAAGGUCGGUAAGACAAAUCAAUCUAUUUUUACAAGACUUUCAGAGAAAUAAGUAAAUUGAUAUAAAGUCAGUCACACACACUAAAACAAAAUCACAAUGUCUUUGCAAUACACUGUACAGAUGACUGAAUACUGGAUAUUGUACACCAAUGCACGAUAGGGUGUUGUUUUCAGGUGAAUCAUGUGAGUAAUGUCAUAUUUCUUGUGGAGUCUUGGGUAUAAUGUGAUGUUUAAGCUAGUGUUACUGUGUUUUGACUUACUGUGCAACUGUUGACUUGUUAAGAGGUCAGUCAAGUGACCACCCAUGAUGUGGUCGGGUUUUGGUCAUUGUUUGGUCGUCUCUGAGGCCUGAUAAGAUAUGUGAAACCAAACCCGUCAGAACACACACACACACUCACGGAACCAGUCUGAAACCACAGAGGAAGAAGAGAAAAAAGACAAGAUUCAUAUCCACUCGGAAGCCCUCAUAACAUGACUGUGACCAAAGACGGCCUAGGAGGAAACUCAAGUGCCUAAAUGAGAGACAUCAGC
Molecule: messenger RNA, 2583 nt
Organism: Hypomesus transpacificus
Lineage: Eukaryota; Metazoa; Chordata; Actinopteri; Osmeriformes; Osmeridae
Gene: tent5d
Product: terminal nucleotidyltransferase 5C
Exons: 3
Coding region: 74-1261 (395 amino acids)
Biological process (GO): mRNA stabilization
Molecular function (GO): poly(A) RNA polymerase activity; RNA binding
Source: RefSeq, a predicted model, not a curated record